AGGCCUUUAAGGCUGCCUUAAGCCACAGGGAGCUCACCUUCAGCGGUUUGACUUAGUGGAAAUUGUUUCCGAGCUUUGUGGUCUAGUUGAUUAAGGUAUGUGUCUAGUGUUGUAGGCUGCUCUCUUAUUGGCUAGUAAGACCAACCAUUAUUUAUUCACUGUGCAAUGCGUGGUUCUUGCAUUUUCCUCAAGUCGUAGUAUCCGCUAUGUGGUCUACAAAAUCUGCUUUAUGUUUGGUAUGAAAAAAGUCCUAUGUGUGGUGGACUAGGCAAUUGUAUCUAAGACUAUUUCAAUAUUACAAGAAGGACGACAGCAAUUGAGAAAUUAUUUUGUAAACAAGGUGCUUGCUACACUGGACGGCGCUAUGGAGACUCCUUCGCCCUGGAAAAAUGCAGACAGACACUUUCACGAGAAAGGGCAUGACAAAACGUAUUUGAUAUUUCGCUUUUGUUAAUUCUCCAUCGAUUUUUUUAUUGAUAUUAUUGUUUUGAAAACGAUUUCUUUAAAGGAAGUGGAUCUUCAUUAAUGCAACAUUAACAACAGCAGGUAUAAGGUUAAAACCGGAAAAACAUUAAGCUUUGAACUGCUUGUUUUCGUUAUCAAGAUGGACGGAGCGAUUGCAUGGAUUUAUUUUGCAAAUCAUAACUUUUUGAGAUCCUAGGGCGGUUAAUAAAUGCUAGUAGUUUUAAUACCACGCCAAGGAAAAUGGUGAGGGAUCAAAGAGCGGGCGAGCGUGAUCUUUUGAUGAACGAUUCUCGACGAUUUAGCGAUGAUUCGCUCGCCAGAGACAACUUUCCCCGUCUACCGAACUAUGAUGAAAUCUCCGCUACCUACCCGGCUCACGGCCCCGGGCAAUUAUCCCAAGGAAAUCACGGAUCGGAAGAGACGCCUGGAAACUCUAGGUUUGGAUUGAUACGUGGGUACCAUCGACAAAUGUACGACCAGCCGCAGCACUCAUCCCAACACUGCUGUGACUGCACUAGUCAACCCAAGCCGGCUUCUUCAUCCAGUCCAAACUGGGCGAUAAUCUGCGGCAUUUUACUGUUGAUUCUAGGCGUGCUGUCUCUGUUGAUGGGGUUUUUGCUUCCUCCAAGUCCUGAAACCCUUCCCCAGCCAAGGAGUGAGCAGCCUUGGCUGGCUUCCUUCGUGGAUAUUUUUAUCAUUUCUGGUUUAUCUGUGCUUUGUGUUGGGGGACUAACCGUUUCGUGCGGGUUGUUGUUGCCGUUAUUGCGGCGAACUAGGGAACCCCAUGAAGAGAGUUUCAAGUUUCACGGUAGCGAGAUUUACGUGAAACAGGAGGAACCAUUUACAAAAUCGGGUAACCCCAUAGGGGCCGUCAACUUCGGGUUUCACAGGGAUGUUAUCCCCUCGGAUAUAUCUCUUAGAAAAGUGCAACCUGAACUCGGGAACGGGCAGCCUGUGGAUUUAAUGAGCCAACGGUGAACGAGUAGUCUGCGUAGCAAGCGUUUGUGUAAGGUUUCAACGGAAAUAAAGAAAAAAAAAAUUGCGCCCCAUUUUUCGCGAAACGCUUGCUACGCAGGCUAGUGGCUUGUCAACAACUCGAAUAAGUCGGACAUUAGGUAGUCGCAAGGUUUUACCUAAGAUGGAGCAUUUUCCUGCUCUGAUCUAAAUACUUGGCCACAGCCAGCAAACCACACGUGUAACAGAGCUGUAGCAGGCAUUGAUAUAUUGGGUGCACUUUGCAGAAGCGUUGAAUUAAGGGCACUGCCACGCUCCUAACUGUCAUUUCCUUAUAAUAUUUAAAAAUGGGGUGAGGGGGGCGUGCCCAUAGAAUGCCCCCUGCCAUCCCGGCUUUGUUAUUGUAUCAUGUGGUAGACUUUCGUAAACCCAAGAGAUAAGACACGAAAAGUGUAUUUUCUCUUGUAGAAGCCCUUGAGAACCCUCUUGUCAGCUUCUGAAUUCUUAUUUUCUGACCAAUAUUAAUUUUCAAGCAAUGAUCCAAGUUAAUUCUCAUAGGGUGCUGUCUCGCAAACGGAUUUAACAUUUGAUCUGGUUGAAGUAUGUGUCGUCUAGGUCGACGCCUGUGUAGUCGUGUGUGUCAUUUCGACAGUGGAUAAGAGCCAAUACCGAUAGCCCUUUUGCUCUGCACGGUUUGUUAUACACGAGGAGGCAUCGCAGUGCACUCGCGCUUUCCUGACAUUCGAAGCUUGUAGAAUUUACAAUGCAACAUAUCUUUAGCGUGGAGAUAUUGGAGAACAUAUCACUAUCACACUCCUUCAGAGCUUGCACUGUUGUGCUUGGUCUAUCAUUGCUCUUUUUUUAAGAGCUGUCACAAUGUUCCCCCACAUUUCCAUUUAGAUGACAUGCAUGCUUAUUCUCGUCUUUGCUCUUGACAUUGGACUCUGCCUCGUCCCGCAAGGCAAUGCACUGGCGGCCCCAAUACGGCACUGCUUAUAAGCAACAAAUGCUUGUUUCGCUCUAUGUUACGCCUCUCCUCGCCACCAAGGAGGAGUUUAAAGUUUUAUGAUCAAAAUAUGAUCACCCACCAUGCCAUUGCAGUAUUUCCACGGGACGUUUACUAUUGGAUUUUGUUACAAAAUAGUCAUGUUUAACUUCUGGAGUUCAAGUUGAAUUAUAGAUUUAUAACAUACCAGAGCUAAAAUGCCUUUUUUUCUUAUCUAAUUUUCUUAUGCUUUAUAGUUUUUUCUACAAAUAGCACGUCUAUUGCGAACCGAGAGUGGACUUUCGGCCGUUGUGUGUGUGUGUGUGUUAGUUCGAGGGUGCCUCGGCACCUUUGUGUUGUACAGUUUGCUUGACAGCGGCGUCCGGGUCCCUGCAGCUAAUCUAUAAAGCUCAAGCUGCCAUACGGCAAUUUAGCGGUCGUCUGGAUAUAAAUCUUUUUUUUUUUUCAAUCAAAAGCUGAUAACGUUAGCUUCUUGUCCAAAUGCCAAAAUUGAUUUAUCUUUUCCCCUCAUUUCAUCCUAUUUUUCGUUCCGUCAUAUUUCUGCUUUAUCUCUGAUAAAUAUUAUCUUAUCCUGUUCAUAAACACCUUACUUAAGGCCGUAUAAUGACUUAACCCUUAACAGAAAAUUUUAUUUGCUUUUGGGGUAGAAGUCUAGAUUGUUAGCAUUUAGAUUAAUUAUUUAUGCAAAUGUAUCGAGACUUUGAAAAAUGCGUAUAAAGAAGUUCUUGUAU
Nematostella vectensis (starlet sea anemone) is the source of this 3156-nucleotide messenger RNA. RefSeq lists its product as uncharacterized. The transcript has 2 exons. Gene Ontology annotation, biological process: nervous system development. The record is from RefSeq and is a predicted model, not a curated record. Gene Ontology annotation, cellular component: transport vesicle; neuron projection; neuronal cell body. Lineage: Eukaryota; Metazoa; Cnidaria; Anthozoa; Actiniaria; Edwardsiidae. The coding region runs from base 706 to 1443 and encodes 245 amino acids.